UAAAGUCAAGAAAGUCUUACUUCAUUAAGGCAAAGAAGUAAUAGUGUUGUGAAGAAGAGAGAGCUCAUAUUGGAAAUCGGAUUAAAAACACUUUCAGGGAUCAAAAAUUAAACAGAAAGUUUCAUCAGAAUUGAAACUGAUUGUGUGCCGGAUAUAGCAGUGACAAUAAUUCGUCUCAUUUCAAAAACAUGGCAGGAUUAAAAUUUCUAUUUAUAGUGAUAUUAUUAAAUGCGACGAUAGAACGCUGUCAAUCACGAACCGGUAACGAGCCGUCAUCAUUAAGAGAUUUGCAUUUUCAGCAUGAGCAUGCAUUGGAACGAAAUGAGAAUCAUCAUCGAAUUAGGCGCAAUGUAUUUUACGACAUGCUCGAGGAUAUAACAGGCGUUUCAGAUGAUGAAGAUGGGAGCGAUGAAGACGAUGAGGAGGAUGAGGAGGUUGAGAGCAAUUCGGAAAGUGUUGAAAGCACAACAGCUAGAUUUGGAAGAUUUAUAUCACCAUUAGCAUUUUCGAAAAUAUCUGAAACUUUAGGUGCCCUCAAUACAGUCGGACGGUAUAUUGUCAACAUGACACGAAGACAAGAUACGUCAAUUACAAACAAUAAUCCAUCUGAGAAUGUACCAAAUGCUAUUCUUACGUUAACAAAGAAUGUCUUGGGUCAAAAUGUGACAAAGACAAUUGAACCGAUGAUUAAAAGAUUUUCAGUCGUUGAAACAAGAGACGAUCCAUCGCUGCUUGAUGCGACGCUUACUGAAACGACUUCACUGUCACCUUUAAAUGAACUCUCGACAAUUGCUGUCACAGCGGUCGGACAAGUCCAACAGCAGCCACAUUUUCAUUCGGUCGAUCCAAAGAAGAAGAAAACAAAAUCUAAAAUAAAGCGAAAGGAUCAAAUUCAGCCUGUUACUGAAAAAGUGCCUGUGAUUGAACAGCUGGAUCCAGUUGUAUCGAUUACAACAACCCAAAAACCAAAAAUUGUUGAUUAUCAAGGCAAAGAGGGUGAAAAUAGAUGUUUUACACCAGAUGGACGCCCAGGGAAAUGUGAUGAUCUCAGCAAUUGUCCAGGCUUGUUACUCGAUUUGACGCAUCUUCGUGAAUCACUUUGCUUUAAAAGUCUUUUUGUUCCCGGCGUUUGUUGUCCAGCAUCAGAACAUUCAACUACCGUGACUACGCAACGCCCCUUAAAAUUAACAACACGACCCACAACAACACGACCAAGCUUGUUCUUGAAUCCUAUUACAUCAUCGACAACAUCUCAACGUCCUUUAGUUCCUGUCUUUACAAUUUCUAGCACCGUUACGCAAACGCCUUCAACUUCUCUUAUCAGCAGUGGCGUAUCCGGUCGACCACCACAACAACUUGAAACAAUCGGAUCGAAUUUCGUUGAUCCAGAAGAGUGUGGACAGCAAGAGUAUAGUUCAGGUAGAAUUGUUGGUGGAACUGAAUCAAGCAGUGGUGAUUGGCCAUGGAUGGCUGCUAUUUUCCUUCAUGGUCCAAAGAGAACAGAAUUUUGGUGCGGUGCAUCAUUGAUUGGAACAAAAUACGUUCUUACAGCAGCGCAUUGCACACGUGAUGCGAGACAAAGACCUUUUGCAGCACGACAGUUUACAGUUCGUUUGGGAGACAUUGACUUGUCUGUUGAUCAUGAGCCAUCAGAUCCAGUCACAUAUAAAGUUAAAGAAAUUAGAGCACAUCCACGUUUUUCUCGUGUAGGAUUCUAUAAUGAUAUUGCCAUUAUGGUGCUUGAGCAGCCAGUCAGAAAAUCCAAGUAUAUUAUUCCCAUUUGCCUGCCAAAGCCAGUCAUUCAGAAGGAAAGACUGAUAGGAAGACUUGGAACUAUUGUGGGCUGGGGAACAACGUAUUAUGGUGGUAAAGAGUCGCAUGUUCAACGUCAAGCUAGUCUUCCGAUCUGGAGAAAUGAGGAUUGUAAUCGAGCAUACUUCCAACCAAUUACAGACAACUUUUUAUGUGCUGGAUAUUCAGAAGGCGGAGUUGAUGCCUGCCAAGUUAUGUAUUCAUGUCAUUAUGGCAUGUAA
Messenger RNA from Chironomus riparius, 2033 nucleotides. NCBI's taxonomy places the organism in Eukaryota, Metazoa, Arthropoda, Insecta, Diptera, Chironomidae. The record is from the annotation of a GenBank genome assembly.